AUGAAGGAUGAUGAAGAUGUCACGGUCAACGUUAUCGUCAUCCUGAGUCUGAUCGGUUGCCAGUGUUUGCGUCCAUUCUAUGCCAAGUUUAACAUGGCCAUCGUUGCCAUUGCGGACGAAUUAUUCGCAAGUGGAGGCUCGGUCGACUUCCAGCGAAUGGAAUCGUUUACCCGGAGGCUUCUGUGGGUAGCGCUUCUUUCCUUCGCGACACUUCUGGUGUUUGAUUUCCUAAACGGUGAUGCCUGGCCGUAUCGAUUAGUGUAUCGCACGGUUCUCUACACGCUGCCGAAUGUCAUCAACGUUCUCGCACUUUACCAGUACGUCGUACUGCUUUGGUUCGUCUGCGACUUCUACCGCACGGUAAACGAACGACUGAAAGCCCUGAAAAGCGACACAUCUGCCCCGAAAAGAGUAGGUCGGUUCGAAUACCGACGAAAAAUACUGGCCAUAUCGGAUGAUACCAUCGUGUACGACCGUGUCGACCAGAUCGAAACCCUACGUCGCACGCAUCUGGAAGUUAGCAACCUGACCGGCGAGGUGAAUGCUUGCUUCGGGGCACUAAUUGUCUGCACCAUGCUUCUGUCGUUCGUCGUCCUGAGUCUACUGCUGUUCUUGCUCUACAAGGCGAUGUCCACGAUACGCUGGUCUUACCGGGAGUGCAUCAACCUGAUCGGCCUCCUGCUAUGGAUAGCUUUCCAUGUGGCAAAGAUUCUGCUUGUCCUCUACCCGUGCCAGCUGGUGCAGCGGGAACGCGAUCGAACUGGUCCAAUGCUGUACACCUUCGAGCACUCCUUCACCGACAACUAUUUACAUAAAGCGUUGGUGAAAUUUUCAUCGCAGCUUUUGCAUGAAAAGGAAACCUACACGGCAUGCGGUUUAAUCACGCUCGAUAUGACCCUGAUAAGCACGAUGGUCGGUGCACUAACAACAUAUUUGGUGAUUUUGAUUCAAUUUGACUCGUCGUUUGUGUCUGUCCAACGAAGUGGUGAUGGUGUGAGUACUCCAGCACCCUGA
Anopheles coustani is the source of this 1014-nucleotide messenger RNA. RefSeq names its product gustatory receptor for bitter taste 66a-like. The record is from RefSeq and is a predicted model, not a curated record. Gene Ontology annotation, biological process: sensory perception of taste. The transcript is spliced from 4 exons. Gene Ontology annotation, cellular component: axon; membrane; dendrite. Lineage: Eukaryota; Metazoa; Arthropoda; Insecta; Diptera; Culicidae. The coding region runs from base 1 to 1014 and encodes 337 amino acids.